Rotaria sp. Silwood1 is the source of this 699-nucleotide messenger RNA. The record is from the annotation of a GenBank genome assembly. Lineage: Eukaryota; Metazoa; Rotifera; Eurotatoria; Philodinida; Philodinidae.
AUGAUGGACAAUGUAUUUUCAUCCACAGAACCCGAUAACAAUUUUGCAUCGGAAAACACAUUCAGGGCAUCAUCAACGAAUUCAAUAACGAGCGAAACGUCAUAUGUAGGCGAUCCUGAAACGUUUCUUUCCUGUUCUACAGAUUCAUUAAACUAUCAACCAUCGACUAAUCGAACUCGAUCGAGACCUAGUCGUGUUCGCGAACGAGAACUCUCCUAUCCCUCCCUUUCACUUUAUCAUUCGCCAUCAUCUUCAUCACGGUUUCGUAAAACUCAUUAUUUAGAUGAUUCUGAUGAAGAAAUUAUUCAAGAAGAAGUUCUUGAAGUGACCAAUUUUAAUCGUUAUCCGACAUUGAUGGAACGUUGGGGUGAUGAUACGAAAACGAAGACUUGGCAAGAAGGUGAUUUGAAGAUCGAAGAAGUCGUUGAAUUCGAAGAAGUUGAACCAACUGUUACUGAAGAAAUCAUUUAUGAAUUAACGUAUGUGGGUGAAAAUCUUCUAUCGUGUCGACCAAUCAGUCGAUCUCGAUCGGAAUCGAGAAAUUUUCGAAAAAUUCGUAAGAAACGAAUCAAACUUUCUUCUGCUCUUCCUUGCACAUCAGUUAAAGUUGGUAAUAUCUCAUUCACAUAUCGAUCACCAUCAAUAGCGCCAUUAAUAAAAACCGAUUGUGUUAAUCCUUUACUUGUCAUACCAACAUAA